This is a messenger RNA of Eptesicus fuscus (big brown bat), 432 nucleotides long. RefSeq names its product keratin-associated protein 21-1. Gene Ontology annotation, biological process: keratinization. Bases 1 to 432 code for a protein of 143 amino acids. The record is from RefSeq and is a predicted model, not a curated record. The transcript has 2 exons. NCBI's taxonomy places the organism in Eukaryota, Metazoa, Chordata, Mammalia, Chiroptera, Vespertilionidae.
AUGUGCUGCAACUACUACGGGAACUCCUACGGGGGCUGUGGCUAUGGCUGUGGCUACGGCUCUGGCUACGGCUCUGGCUAUGGCUCUGGCUAUGGCUGUGGCUAUGGAUCUGGCUAUGGCUGUGGCUAUGGCUCUGGCUAUGGCUGUGGCUACGGCUCUGGCUACGGCUCUGGCUAUGGCUGUGGAUAUGGAUCCAGAUAUGGCUGUGGCUAUGGCUGUGGAUACGGCUCUGGCUAUGGAUCUGGCUACGGCUGCCUGGGCUGGGGCUAUGGCUCCUGCUGUGGCUGUGGCUUCCGUGGACUGGGCUGUGGCUAUGGCUGUGGCUCUGGCUAUGGUUAUGGCUGUGGCUACGGCUAUGGCUCCCGCUCCCUCUGUGGCUGUGGCUAUGGCUGUGGCCGUGGCUAUGGCUCUGGCUUUGGCUACUACUAUUGA